AUGGAACCGCUCUUAAAACACUUAAUUUAUAGACGAAACGGACUGAACAAAGUUUUUUGUGAUGCAUCGCUUGAAGGCUACCACGAGUUUGAUGACAUCGAUGAUCCUAGCGACAAUUUCAUUCCAACUCAUGAUCCAUUUAGCCUUGAUCCUUUCUUCGAUCCAAAUGUAAAUCAAAAUGUAACAGCGCUAGUGGGGAAAUCAGCUUAUUUAAAUUGUGUUGUUAAAAAUUUAGGAAACAAAACAGUUUCAUGGAUUCGUCAUCGUGAUUUACACAUCCUCACUGUCAGCACUUACACGUAUACGACAGAUCUCCGUUUCCAAACAACACAUCAUCGGACGACAGACGAGUGGACGCUUCAAAUCAAGUGGGUGCAGAAACGAGAUGCUGGGAGUUACGAUUGCCAAGUUUCAUCUCAACCGAUUAAGAGCUACUCUGUUGAUUUGAAUGUCAUUGUUCCUACAGCGUUUAUUCUAGGCGGACCAGAAUAUUAUAUUAGCAAGGGAUCUACAAUAAAUCUUACAUGUAUUGUAAAAUUCUCCCCCGAUGCACCAAGCCACACGUUUUGGCAUUUCAAAGACAAGGUUUUGAGCUUCGAAACCGAACCAAGACUUUCACAAUUCACAGAGAAUGGAGAAACUUUCACAAACUAUUUACUUAUAAGAGACGUCAACGUCAAAGAUACUGGAAAGUAUGCUUGUGCACCAUCCAAUGCUGAGCCUGCUUUUAUAAUGGUGCAUGUUGUGAGCGGUGAAAAUCCAGAAGCUUAUUCAAGCUCUUCAAAGCUCUCCAGCUGCUGUUCGCCUUACACCAUUUUUUCUCUCACACUGUCAUUGCAUUUGUUGUGUAACAGAACUUAUAGCUUGUUUAGAGCGAAGAUUCAUUUCAAGUACCACUCUAAGAUAGCGAAUUUAGUAGAAUUAAGAAAUGAGCCAAUGUUGAGUGUGGAAAAUGUUGUUAAUUAACAAACUUCGAAAAGAAAAUUUGUUGAUCUACAAAUUUAGGUUUGAAGAAGACAAUUUGACCUUUCUCGGGUCAGCUUCAAUUUCAUAAACAAAACAAAAAAAAUAUCAUGA
Clunio marinus is the source of this 1077-nucleotide messenger RNA. NCBI's taxonomy places the organism in Eukaryota, Metazoa, Arthropoda, Insecta, Diptera, Chironomidae. The record is from the annotation of a GenBank genome assembly.